Nannospalax galili (Upper Galilee mountains blind mole rat) is the source of this 1914-nucleotide messenger RNA. RefSeq names its product leucine rich repeat containing 6 (gene Dnaaf11). Bases 92 to 1510 code for a protein of 472 amino acids. Gene Ontology annotation, molecular function: protein binding. Gene Ontology annotation, cellular component: cytoplasm. The record is from RefSeq and is a predicted model, not a curated record. Gene Ontology annotation, biological process: outer dynein arm assembly. NCBI's taxonomy places the organism in Eukaryota, Metazoa, Chordata, Mammalia, Rodentia, Spalacidae. The transcript is spliced from 12 exons.
UGGUUCCCGGGUUCCGCUCCCAAGUGCUCAGCGCCGCUGCCAGGGCUGAAGGCAAUCCUGCAGGCUGCCUGACCCCAUCCAGAGAAGCGCCAUGGGCCGAAUCACAGAAGAUCUUAUUAGACGGAAUGCUGAACACAAUGACUGUGUAAUUUUUUCCCUGGAGGAACUUUCCUUGCAUCAGCAAGAAAUAGAAAGACUGGAACAUAUUGACAAAUGGUGCCGGGAUUUAAAAAUUCUCUAUCUUCAAAAUAACCUCAUUGGAAAAAUUGAAAAUGUUAGCAAACUCAAGAAACUUGAAUAUUUGAAUUUAGCUUUAAACAACAUUGAAAAAAUUGAAAAUUUGGAAGGCUGUGAAGAUCUGACAAAACUUGACUUGACUGUGAAUUUCAUUGGAGAGUUGAGCAGCAUUAAAACCCUGAAGCACAAUAUUCACCUGAAGGAGCUCUUUCUCAUGGGCAACCCAUGCGCUGACUUUGAUGGCUACAGGCAGUUCGUGGUGGUGAUGCUGCCACAACUAAAGUGGUUGGAUGGUAAAGAAAUAGAACGUUCUGAAAGGAUUCAGGCAAUGCAGAACUACUCAGCAGUUGAACAGCAAAUCAGAGAGCAAGAAGAAGCUUACUGCCUUAGACGAGCCAAAGAGAAAGAAGAGGCUCAGAGGAAACUUGAGGAAGAAAAGGAAAUUGAAGACAAGAAGAGACGCAACCCAGGCUUCGAUAGGCGUUGGUACACAGACACCCAUGCCGCUCUCCCAGUUUCCACAGAGAACAAAGACCACCUGCAGGUACUGAAAUCACAGGAAGAGGAACACGUCAUGGGGACAUUAGAUGAGAAUGAAGAUGACAUGGCAUUCUGGAAUAAGCCCUCUUCCUUUACUCCUGAGUCUAGACUGGAAACUCUUAGACACAUGGAAAAACAACGUCAAGCCCAAGAAAAAUUAAGCAAAAAUGAGAAAGUUAAACCACCCCGGACUUUGAUCACUGAAGAUGGGAAGGUCCUAAAUGUUAAUGAGGCCAAGCUCGACUUCUCUUUGAAGGAUGAUGAGAAACAUAACCAGCUCAUCCUGGACCUGGCUGUCUAUAGGUACAUGGAUACCUCUUUAAUUGAGGUUGAUGUGCAGCCAACUUAUGUGCGAGUCAUGGUCAAAGGAAAGCCAUUUCAGCUCAUCCUUUCUGCAGAAGUCCAACCUGACAGAAGUUCUGCUAAAAGGUCUCAGACAACGGGUCAUUUGGUAAUCUGCAUGCCAAAGGUAGGAGACGUGAUCACAGGAGGCCGACCAACAUCCAAGUCUGUGGAGACCACUUCAGACAAUAACGGAGAGCAAACAAACCCAAGAAAAAAGAAAAUUGAAAGACUGGAAGUUGAUCCUAGCAAGCAUUCCUAUCCUGAUGUGACUACCAUAGUCCAGGAGAAAAAAUACAAACCCAAAAGUUUGAAAUCCCAGCCCAAAAUUUUACCCAGUGAGGAAGAUCCAGACUUUGAAGAUAACCCAGAAGUGCCUCCACUGAUCUGAAACUCCAGGCUGUGCAAUCACUGACUGGGGCCCUGCAGACCCCAUGUUGCUUGAUGCAGAGAGCAGAUGCAUUUCAGUUAUGGGGUAAACACAAAGUUAACUAUCACUGGUACUACUUUGAUGUUUGAAAUUUUAACGUGCAUAGUAACAUUUUAAGUGAGUUUAAAAUUAAAGCACAUUCUUUAAAUAUUCUAUAAUUACUUCCAGUCUCUCAUUAGGACUAACUAGCAGAAACGGUAAAAUGAUAGAACUAUUACAUGCAGCAUGAUGCUUGCUUAUGUAAUAGAUUGAGUCAUGUGGAAAAGGACUUGAGAAAAUCAGUUCAGUUGAAAAAUAGAAGCUGGCCAGGCAUGGUGGCGCACGCCUUUAAUCCCAGCACUCAGGAGGCAGAGGCAGAGGCAGGU